CCAGCCAAACCGAAUGGAAAAGCAGGGUGAUAUUCUCGAGUGAACGCAUGCGUAUAUUUUCGUCAGCUAAACUGUCAGAUUACGAAUAAACUUAAAAAAAACUUACGAUCAUUCCAUGCAUGAUGGUAUAUUUAAAUAAUCAUUAUGUAUUAAUUACAUAAAAAAUGUUUGGCGAAUUAAGAAUAGGAAAGUCACUUAGCUUUAUUAUUUUACUGUUAUUGACCUGCACCACUCUUGGUAACGAUGUAAAAAUCGAACAACUAACGUUUUGUGGUCAGGCUUCAUCUGAUAAGCCUUCCAGCAGUCUUGUAUUCGUCAGUACAUUAGAUGGCAAAAUAUCGGCCCUCGAUACGUCCCAACAAGGGAAAGUACAAUGGUCCGUACAGUUGAACGACAGUCCGAUGUUGUCGUCCAACAUUCAUCGACGAGAAUUGAACAACAAUGGUCAAUGGGUCAGAUUGAUUCCAUCACUGAAUGGCGGCCUGUACAAAUUUGACGGUGAAAAUGUCGAGGCGGUGCCGAUAAAUUCUGACAAUCUUCUACAGACAUCGUAUCGAUAUACCGACGAUUUAGUUUUCUCUGGUGGAAAGGAAACUCAAUCUUACGGUGUAUCGAGUCUGACUGGGCAGGUAUUAUACGAAUGUGACAUCAACGGAUGCACCAACAAAACAGAUGGGAACGAUCAGAUUGAUCAAGAAGUACUUAUUAUUCAACGUUUUCAAAAGACCGUCAGAGCCAUUGAACCUCGGACAGGUCACGAAAGGUGGAAUUUUAGCGUUGGACAGCACGUUCUAUCUCUGGUUCCUCAGGAAGAUCUUGACUGCCAUGAUGAUUCACCGGCACCUUUAAAAUUGGAUCUCAAAUUUGAACUGAAAGUCAUUGUCCCAGAGGGACGAAUUUUGGCUGUUGAUAAACUGCAACCAGAUGCUGUAUUAUGGCAACAUCAGUUUGAUUCUCCGAUUGUAAGCAUAUGGCAAGCAGAUUACUCUACUGAAUCCAGAACUUAUGACAGCUUAAAACAAGUAGAUCUGUUUAGUGGUUCCCAAUGGGUUUGGGGUAGUGAAUCUUCACUAAGUCCCAGUAUCUACUUGGGAAUGCAUGAGAAGCAGUUGUACAUUCAGGAAAGCCAAACUCUUCACGAAAUGUUAGAUACGUCACCAAAAAAAGUUGUACAUACACCAAAGUUUCCAUGGCAGCCAUAUCCUGCUAUAAGCAAUGCCGUGGCUAUCAAAAAUGUCGAAGAGCAAGAAGUAGGACAAAAAGUGUCGGGCUCAACAGAUGAAUCACAAACCACAGCAUUAUCUGUUUUGUAUGCUUCUUCAUACGUCAAUGGGAAUGGCUACUACUUAUACACAGAUAACGAUUUGCAUUUGAAAGACAAUAAACAAUGUAAUAAUAGCACAACUCCUGAUAUAGCAACUGAAGGCAUCGAAGAGCUCUCUCUCACUGACUACUUGAAUGAAGGCGAUGACACACCUGUGCGAGUGAUCAUAGUGUCGCUCUGGUAUUGGUGGAAAGAGGUAGUCAUAAUAUCUAUAACUACUGCAGCACUUCUCAAUUUUAUGCUUACUCAACGACUUCUUAAUGCUACGACACCUACGAGAGAUGCAAUACUACCGCCGUUGAUCGUGGAACGGCACAUUGAAACUAAAAUAAAUGACACAAAACUCCAAACGGAUAUCAGCAAUGGCUCGGAUUUUAAGUCACGGUAUCUCACAGACUUUGAGCCGAUCGAUUGCCUUGGAAAAGGUGGAUAUGGAGUUGUCUUUGAGGCAAAAAACAAAAUAGAUGACUGCAAUUAUGCCAUCAAACGGAUCGCUCUACAAAACAGCCGAGAUUCUCGAGAACGGGUUAUGCGUGAAGUGAAGGCUUUGGCAAAGCUGGAUCAUCACAAUAUCGUACGUUAUUUUAAUGCCUGGUUGGAAUGCCCUCCUAUGGGAUGGCAAGAAGAACACGAUCAAUACUGGGUGGAUAAACAAAAGUUUCCACCGUCUGAAUUCUCUACAGGAUUAUCUCCUGGAGCUUCGAAACCUAGUGAUUCUGUGUGCAUCGAUGUGCCUCAGAGCAAUCCUUCAUCGAUCGACAGUGCUUUUGAGGCGUAUAAACUAGACAAUCACAAUGAUGAUAGUGAUUCUUUCAUAGUGUUUGAAAAGUCAAAUUCAGACGAGAAUAAAGAAACUGCAAGCAUAAUUGACCUAACUGAGGGUAAACAUCCUAUUGGAACAUCGCAUUUGAGUAACGAAAUUAAAGUUAGUGUUCCCUGUAAUACUUAUGGAUCUUAUUCAAAAUCGAGCUUGUGUAGUAAUGAAGCUAUCAGAAUGAACAAUGAGAAUGAGAUAGGUAAAAGUGAUAAAAAGCGUUCACUUUCAUUGAGUUUAGAUAAUAAGACAAAAUCAGUAAAACGUAAGCCGAUGAAAAUGUUUCUGUACAUACAAAUGCAACUGUGCCAAAGACUCAGCCUUAGAGAAUGGUUGAAGCAACAAGUUGAACCAAGGAAUACCCAGCACACUUUAAAAAUAUUUCGACAAAUAGUGGACGCUGUUGAAUAUGUUCACUUACAGGGCCUGAUUCAUCGAGACUUGAAGCCCUCAAAUAUAUUUUUUGCGUUCGAUGAUAAAGUAAAGAUCGGAGACUUUGGACUUGUAACCGCAAUGACAGUUGGAUGUGAUGAAGUCCCCGAUGAACGACCGGAAAUAAACAAGUUUAAGAAUACUGUACACACUGCAAGAGUAGGCACUCAUUUGUAUAUGUCUCCAGAACAAAUGACUGGCCAAGCUUAUGACUACAAAGUGGAUAUUUAUUCACUGGGCAUUAUUCUCUAUGAACUAUUAGUACCAUUCAAAACUGAGAUGGAAAGAACUAUUGCCCUCAGAGAUUUAAGAAAAUCUAUCUUUCCAUCAGAUUUUUCUUUAAAAUAUACUGCUGAGUACAACCUACUGAAGAUGAUGCUAGAUGAAAAUCCGAAGAAACGACCGACAACGUUGGGUAUUAAGGCGCGACCACCUUUGGCAAACGUACAAACUGCCGGCUCCCUUGACGUUGACCAAGAACGCUGGCACUUUGAUUUACCUCAGAAGAGCAGACACUCUUCAGUUACUAGUAGUUCCAGUGGGGAGUCCUGGGAAAGUAUCAGUUAAAUAUCUGCACUGUUAUAAAACAUUAUUCCGCGGAAGAGAUUUCCCGUGCUCACAUAAAUCCAAGGUAGGCGAUUAACUCUGGCUGUUUACACAAAGCUCGCCAAGACACAUGGUUUAUUUGUUUUUAUUUUUAUUUUCGUUUAAUUUUACAUUCUUAUGAUUGUAUGAAUACAUUGUACGUCAGAGUAAAGUAUGAAAUGUUCUUACACUUUAUGUACUAAAGUAUCAAUUACACUGGUUUGAAAACUCAUGUUUCAUAUAAAAUGGAGACAACAUACUUAUUUUUAUGCCAAAACCAAGUAAAACUAAUCUCGUUACAUUUUUUAUAGUCAUUUUAUAAUCAAUUGAUCAUGUAUGCAGAUCUUUGAUAAAGUAUGUAAAUUGUCUAAAUAUAAUUAAUCGAAAACGAAUACCUUUUUCAAAAGAAUAAGAAGCUAAUAUUAGCAUUUUUUGAAGAUAUUUAUCCCUUUACGAGCAUGCGUGUUUUAAUUGAUUUAUUAUAUUUUUUUAUUCGAACAAAUGAUAAAGACAGUAUGUCGUGAACUGGUAAAGAAUCCUUAUUAUUAUUAUUAUUAUUAUUAUUAUUAUUUAUAGAACACCGCUAUCACUCUGGUUGUGUGAUUCUUUUUGAAACAUGACGAUACAAUGAUACAUCUACAUAUAAAUCUGUACUAAAUAAAACACGCUAUAAGUCUUGAAGGAUUAUUCACUACCAAAACAGAGCCAAGGUACUGUCACUUAGUCAGUGAACCUGCAAUUCAAUAAAAUAAUUUAUUUUACGAUUAUCUGAGAAUUUCAAAUGUCUCUCUUGAAUCCUCCGAGGAGCGGAAACCUAAGCCAUCCGAUGAACAAUCCUUUUCUUGUUCCAAUCAUUGUCAGUGCAUAAUUUUUGUAAUGUAUUAAUUCAGUAAAUGAAUGCACCUGCAUUCCUAAUGUUACUUAUGGCUCAAGUAGAUUCAUAUGUUUCAUCAGGUUUUUGCCAAAUAUAUAAGGAAAAAAAUGUAUUUGUUUUAGAGCAAAUAGUGAAAACAAUAUUUUAAUAAUGUAGGUACUGCAAUCACAUAGGUAUACGUUAUUUCUACUUUCUUUGAUUAUAAAUAAACGUUAUCAUUU
Neodiprion fabricii is the source of this 4250-nucleotide messenger RNA. It is a transcript of the gene PEK, whose product is annotated as eukaryotic translation initiation factor 2-alpha kinase. Gene Ontology annotation, molecular function: protein binding; ATP binding; protein kinase activity. Gene Ontology annotation, biological process: protein phosphorylation. The transcript has 12 exons. Lineage: Eukaryota; Metazoa; Arthropoda; Insecta; Hymenoptera; Diprionidae. The coding region runs from base 165 to 3137 and encodes 990 amino acids. The record is from RefSeq and is a predicted model, not a curated record.